AUGAACUGGGCAUCCCUGCAGGGCCUCCUGAGCGGGGUCAACAAGUACUCCACAGCACUCGGCCGCAUCUGGCUGUCGGUGGUGUUCAUCUUCCGCGUGCUGGUGUACGUGGUGGCGGCCGAGGACGUGUGGGAUGACGAGCAGAAGGACUUCGUGUGCAACACCAAGCAGCCAGGCUGCUCCAACGUCUGCUAUGACCAGUUCUUCCCCGUGUCCCACGUGCGCCUCUGGGCACUACAGCUCAUCCUGGUCACCUGCCCCUCGCUGCUGGUGGUCAUGCACGUGGCCUACCGGGAGGAGCGGGAGCGCAAGCACCGCCUGAAACACGGGCCCAGCGCCCGGUCCCUGUACGACAACCCCAGCAAGAAGCGGGGCGGGCUCUGGUGGACAUACCUGCUGAGCCUCAUCUUCAAGGCCGCCGUGGACUCCGGCUUCCUCUACAUCUUCCACCGCAUCUACCGGGACUAUGACAUGCCCCGCGUGGUGGCCUGCUCCCAGGCGCCCUGCCCCCACACCGUGGACUGCUUCAUCUCCCGGCCCACGGAGAAGAAGGUCUUCACCUACUUCAUGGUGGCCACAGCCGUGAUCUGCAUCCUGCUCAACCUCAGCGAGAUGUUCUACCUGGUGGGCAAGCGGUGCCUGGAGACCCUCGGCCCCAGACGCCGGCGGGCUCGUCGCCGGAGUCACCUCACCGAUUCGUGCCCCCCGUAUAUCCUCUCCCAGGGAGAGCACGCCCAAGAUGGGAACUCUGUCCUGAUGAAGGUUGGGUCGGUCACGGUGGAUGCCAGUGGGUACCCAUAA
Condylura cristata (star-nosed mole) is the source of this 801-nucleotide messenger RNA. RefSeq names its product gap junction protein, beta 4, 30.3kDa (gene GJB4). Lineage: Eukaryota; Metazoa; Chordata; Mammalia; Eulipotyphla; Talpidae. The transcript has a single exon. Gene Ontology annotation, cellular component: connexin complex. Gene Ontology annotation, molecular function: gap junction channel activity. The record is from RefSeq and is a predicted model, not a curated record. The coding region runs from base 1 to 801 and encodes 266 amino acids. Gene Ontology annotation, biological process: cell communication.